GUGACCAGCUCCUCUGGAGAGGGGACAGAUGCUGUAGUCAUCCUGGAAAAGACUCCUUUCCAGGAGGAGAAGGUAUCGGACCUGCUGAAGAAGCACACGAAGCUGGAGCUGCAGAUGUGCAAUGACAUUUACAGCACGUACCACCUCUAUCCUCCCCCGGAGCUGAGCGAGAUAAAAACCACAGUGGUGUACCCUGCCACGGAGAAACACCUUCAGAAAUACCUCCGUCAAGAAGUUUAUCUCAUCCGCGAAACCUGGGAGGAUUACAAGAACAUAACGCUGCCCUUCAUCCAGUCCCAGAGCUUCAGCAUCCAGUGGGUGUAUAAUAUCCUGGAGAAGAAAGCUGAGGCUGAUCGAAUCGUCCAUGAAAACCCAGAUCCUUGCAAUGGCUUUGUUCUAGUUCCAGAUUUUAAGUGGAAUCAAAACCAGCUGGAUGACCUCUACCUGAUAGCCCUCGUUCACUGCCGGGAGGUCAAGUCGCUUCGGGACCUCACCGCUGAGCACCUCCCGCUACUGAGGAACAUCUUGCAAGAAGGCAAGGAGGCCAUCGCGAAGCGCUUCAGUGUGCCCGGAUCCCAGCUGCGAAUCUACCUGCAUUACCAACCCUCCUACUACCACCUGCAUGUGCAUUUCACUGCCCUGGGCUACGAUGCCCCGGGCAGCUCCGUGGAGAGAGCCCAUCUCCUGGCAGAUGUGAUCGACAACCUGGCGAUGGACUCCAUGUACUACCAGAAACGGGCUUUGACCUUCGCCCUUCGGGCUGAUGAACUUCUGUUUAAGAAAUUCCAGGAGGCAGGAAGGGUGUGACCUGGCAGAGGUGCUUUCGUAUCUUUUUAUUUUUAAUAAAUGCCCAUUUUCAGGGUGUUUUUUUUUAAAAGGUUUUGGUGCUUUUAUUUUUUUUUAACUCUGAUUUUGUACAAAUUGGGACUGACGGCCCAUUGCUAUGGCAACCAUGUCUUCUGCUAAGUCAAUUAAAAUGUUGACUGA
This is a messenger RNA of Phaethon lepturus (White-tailed tropicbird), 987 nucleotides long. RefSeq names its product decapping enzyme, scavenger (gene DCPS). Gene Ontology annotation, molecular function: hydrolase activity; RNA 7-methylguanosine cap binding. The annotation marks the transcript as partial. Gene Ontology annotation, cellular component: nucleus; P-body. Gene Ontology annotation, biological process: deadenylation-dependent decapping of nuclear-transcribed mRNA. The transcript is spliced from 5 exons. The record is from RefSeq and is a predicted model, not a curated record. Lineage: Eukaryota; Metazoa; Chordata; Aves; Phaethontiformes; Phaethontidae.